CCGAACAACACAUGGACCCUCUCAGCACAGCAGCUACCAAAUACAAAAGCAGCCAAAUAAAAGACAACAAGACUUGGUAUCACUAUGUCACCCAUACGUUCUUUGGAGAAACCCGUGCUCAUCAUUGUGCUGUGGGGUCUUUGCAGUUUGCUGUAUCUGGAGGGAGCACCGAUCAGCAAGAGGUCAAUCAGUGAAGUUCAGCUCAUGCACAACGUUCGGGAGCACAAGGAGAUGUUAGAAAGACAGGACUGGCUUCAGCUGAAGCUCAACAACAUCCUCAUUCCCUCAUUAAAUGACUCCCAAAAGGAGCAAAAGGGGAAAAACAACGGCCCAUCCAUCAGACGUUUAAGAAAGGGGGAAGGUCCGACCUGGAUCAGGAACUGAUGUUUUUUUAAAGCUAAUGAACUCCAAAUAAUGAAAAGUGUUUUCUCGGUAACAUCAGUGCAGGCGGAGGAGGACACAGUAAGUGUCAAUUAAAGUAUACUGCUGUACUUGGAGAAAGAAAGUGCACUGCUUUACUUAUGUCUUUUAUUUAUUUAUUUAUUUAUUUUCGAAUAGUACUUUUAUUUAUUUGUAAAUAUUUGUUGUUAUUUAGAUAUUAAAGCAUAUGUUCAGACCUUGUGUAGGA
Molecule: messenger RNA, 628 nt
Organism: Pimephales promelas (fathead minnow)
Lineage: Eukaryota; Metazoa; Chordata; Actinopteri; Cypriniformes; Leuciscidae
Source: RefSeq, a predicted model, not a curated record